Mucor velutinosus is the source of this 1953-nucleotide messenger RNA. RefSeq lists its product as uncharacterized. The transcript is spliced from 5 exons. NCBI's taxonomy places the organism in Eukaryota, Fungi, Mucoromycota, Mucoromycetes, Mucorales, Mucoraceae. The record is from RefSeq and is a predicted model, not a curated record. Bases 1 to 1953 code for a protein of 650 amino acids. Gene Ontology annotation, molecular function: ubiquitin protein ligase activity. Gene Ontology annotation, biological process: ubiquitin-dependent protein catabolic process.
AUGAAAAAGACACUGAUUGCAGUUGUUUGCACUUGCCUUGCUAGUCUGGUAGACGCAGGCAUCUUUUUGAAAGAAAAGGAUCCACUGAUUCUACAAGGCGCAAUAUGGCUCUACUCUAAUUCCAGCGCCAUCACUCAAGUCGCCAUGGACGUUCCUGCCAACAGAUUUAUCCAGACAGUGGCUCCAUUGGACAACCUCCCCUUGCCUAGCAUCGAUGGAGCAACAGGUGUGCUCUACAAUCGAGAUGAUUCUUGCUCGCCUCUCACUGUCCAGCAGCCUAUCCCUCUCCCAUUCUACGAUGUCGAUCCCAAAUCAACCAAAGUGCCCAAGAUUGCACUCAUCAAAAAGCAAGGUGGAAACUGCACAUUGAUUCAAAAGAUAUUGAAUGCUGAACAUGAAGGCGCUAUCGGUGCCAUUGUCUAUGAUACUCUGGUCAAUGCGACUCAUGUUGACGAUCGUAAAGCGGGAGUGCCACCAGAGAGCGGUAUUACCAUACCUGCAUAUUACGCUGAUCAUAGCGUAGGCUUAGAGCUGUAUCAUCAGUUGGAAAAGAUGGCAGGUGUUCCUAUACACAAGAUGUCUGUCAAUGAUAAUUCCAAUCUCACUACCAAAAUCACAGUGCGUGUAUCGCUGAUGCCAGCCGACAAUAUCAAGCCUGUUGCUUGGGAGUAUACAUUGCUUGUCAUGCUUGUGAUUUUAGGAACAAGCAUUGUAUUUUCAGUGCUCAUGCAUAUUUGCAUGUGGAAAAAGAACCAGAGACUUCAUUCGGUGGUUGAGCGUCAGCGUGCUCCCAAUAACACAGAAGGCUUGCCCAUGGGUAAAGCAUUGCUCACGGUGGCUAGAUUGUGCGAGUUUCCUACCAGGACCAUUGACUCAUUGCCAGACGAAGAAGAACGCAAAAAGGUGGAGACGGUUCUAUCGGAUGAAAAGCAACGAGAAGCGCUAAUGAAUACGACGGCUGCAUCGUCUGCUACUGCUGCAACCGCCAAAAACGAAAGAUCCUUCUUUGGUAGCAAAAGAAAGAUGCUACUUCGAAAGCCUUCAUUGGCAUCUGUCAUUAUCAAGAUUGAUGCGCCUAUCAAUAACAUGUGUGUUGUAUGUUUGGAAGCAUUCAAGAUUGGGGAUGAAGUGCGUGAGCUGCCCUGUCAUCACGAAUACCAUUGCAUUUGCAUUGACCCUUGGUUGACUUGCAAGUCUGGAGAAUGUCCCCUUUGUAAAUUCGAUUGUUCUGUCGAUAGCAAAUCUGAGACGGUCAUAGACGAUCCUGAUGGUUUGGUAGCUGCUUCCAAGGUAACUGGAUUACGAGGCAUACUUCUGCGUCCAUACCUCAGAUUCAAGGCAAAUCGACGCAAGAGAAUAGGCCAAGUGGGUGAUUUGCCAACGACUAAUACGGCUGCAAGAGAAGGACAGACGCAACCAUCACGCCAAUCCACCGUGAUCACAAGCACAGAAGCGCCUAGUUCGCCUGGAUUGAGAGCUGAUUUGAGAGCUAUAGAGGCUUCAGAGAAUGCUACACUGCAACAGCAACAACAAGAGCAGCAGGAACAACCUUUAUCUCCAGCCAUGGAGGCACAACAUAUGGCUUACGCUGCUGCCACUACUGGCAAUGGAGAAAAUAAUAACCCUCAUGCCAGUGCUGCUUCUAUUAUGGAAGAGCCACUAACACCCUUGCAUCCUCAUGAACGAGCCCUUGCUGAGCAAUUACCUCGCACAUCAAGUGACAGUAGACGUACUAGCCGCACUGCUUCUCUUGAAGGAGAUGAUGAAGAAGAGACAUUACCUCGUCCAUCUAUGGCUACUCAAGAUUAUGCACCAACCAUUGACACAAGCGCAUUCACCUAUGUGCCUGCUGUAGAUGGCGGAUUACUACCAGACAUUGAUGUGUCUUCCUUUUCACUAUGCUCUAUUGAUUUAGAUAACAUGACAAACGAAGACCCACAUCAUUCUCGUUAA